This is a messenger RNA of Capsicum annuum, 1011 nucleotides long. Its product is annotated as GDSL esterase/lipase At2g38180. The record is from RefSeq and is a predicted model, not a curated record. NCBI's taxonomy places the organism in Eukaryota, Viridiplantae, Streptophyta, Magnoliopsida, Solanales, Solanaceae. Bases 113 to 847 code for a protein of 244 amino acids. The transcript has 6 exons.
CUCGUAAAUUGCAGGCAUCAUCAAUUAUAAAUACAGUGCUAUAUGGAGCUGUUUGUAUAUCAAAAGGAAACAUAGUUAUUUAGAAAAAAAAAAAACACAAAAAAGGGGGAAAAUGAUCGGACCAAGUCGUCCAUUGUUCGUUCUCUUUGGUUCAUCAAUAGUGCAGUUUAGUUAUCUUCUUCAUGGCUGGGGUGCAACCCUUACGGGCCUCUACGCUCGCAAGGCUGAUAUAUCAUUGCGUGGAUAUGCUGGUUGGAACUCAAGGAUGGCUAUUCAAAUUUUGGACAAGGUUUUCCCAAAGGACACAGAAAUUAAGCCUUCCCUUGUCAUACUCUACUUUGGUGGAAAUGAUUCAGCAGAUCCUGAUUUUCCUAACAGUCCUCAUGUCCCUCUCCAAGAAUAUGUUGAAAACAUGAGGAAAAUUGUACAUCAUAUCAAGAGCCUUUCAGAAACGACUCGUCUAAUAAUGCUAAGCGCUCCUGCGGUGAACGAGGAACAAAUUGUCCAAUUUUAUGGGAGUAAUCUAGGUAGAACAAAUGAGAGAGGUCGAAUAUAUUCAGAAGCUGGUAUCAAAUUAGGCCAAGAAUUAGGCGUGAAGGUUAUUGAUUUUUGGUCAGCUCUUCAAGAACGCCCUGAUUGGUUGACGACGGUCUUCUGGGAUGGAAUGCAUUUAACAAAGGAAGGAAGUGACAUAGUGGUGAGGAAAAUUUUGAAGGCACUAAGAGAGGCAGAGUGGAAGCCAAGUCUACACUGGAAAAAAAUGUCUGAUGAAUUUUCUGAUAUUAUCAUAACACUCAAUGGUGCUGAUGGCAUUAUCCUUGAUGAUUGGCAGAAGGAAUAUGAGUAAAACUCUACUGAUUACUUGUAUGAACGUAACUAAAUUGCAAAAACUUUUGGGUGCAUAUUAUAAUAUGUAAGAAUGAGAAAUGUAAUUUUCAUUUAUCAUUUUCCUUUUGAUGUUCUACAAAUUAGUCGUUUGCAAUAAAAUAAAUGUUCACUGGAAGUUAAAAA